CGACGAGGAGCCGGGCGGGCGGCGGGCGCGCUCCCCGCGGCCCCGGGAUGACUUGUCGCGGCUCCCCUCUGGCGCCUUUGCUGCUCUUCUCUCUGCACGGUGUUGCAGCUUCCCUGGAAGUCUCUGAGAGCCCUGGGAGUGUUCAAGUUGCCCGGGGUCAGACAGCAGUCCUGCCCUGUACUUUCACCACCAGCGCCGCCCUCAUUAACCUCAAUGUCAUUUGGAUGGUCAUUCCUCUCUCCAAUGCAAACCAGCCUGAGCAGGUCAUUCUCUAUCAAGGUGGACAGAUGUUUGAUGGUGCCCCCCGAUUCCAUGGUCGGGUAGGAUUUACAGGCACCAUGCCAGCCACCAAUGUCUCCAUCUUCAUUAACAACACUCAGCUGUCAGAUACAGGCACCUACCAGUGUUUGGUUAACAACCUUCCAGAUAGAGGUGGCAGGAAUAUUGGGGUCACUGGUCUCACAGUUUUGGUUCCCCCUUCUGCCCCACACUGCCAAAUCCAAGGGUCACAGGAUAUCGGCAGCGAUGUCAUCCUGCUCUGUAGCUCAGAGGAAGGCAUUCCUCGACCAACUUACCUUUGGGAGAAGUUAGACAAUACCCUCAAACUACCUCCAACAGCGACUCAGGACCAGGUCCAGGGAACAGUCACCAUCCGGAAUAUCAGCGCCUUGUCGUCAGGUUUGUACCAGUGUGUGGCUUCUAACGCCAUUGGGACCAGCACCUGUCUUUUGGAUCUCCAGGUCAUUUCUCCCCAGCCCAGGAGCAUUGGACUAAUAGCUGGAGCCAUUGGCACUGGUGCAGUUAUUAUCAUUUUUUGCAUUGCACUAAUUUUAGGGGCAUUCUUUUACUGGAGAAGCAAAAAUAAAGAGGAGGAGGAAGAAGAAAUUCCUAAUGAAAUAAGAGAGGAUGAUCUUCCACCCAAAUGUUCUUCUUCUGCCAAAGCAUUUCACACGGAGAUAUCCUCCUCGGAGAACAACACACUGACCUCUUCCAAUACCUACAACAGCCGCUACUGGAGCAGCAACCCCAAAGUGCACAGAAACGCGGAGUCGUUCAGCCACUUUGGUGACUUGCGCCAGUCCUUCUCCCUCCACUCGGGCAACGCCAGCAUUCCAGCCAUCUAUGCCAAUGGCAGCCAUCUGGCCCCAGCCCCGCAGAAGACCCUGGUAGUGACAGCCAGCAGAGGGUCAUCACCGCAGGCCGUGUCCAAGAGCAAUGGUUCUGUCAGCAGGAAGGCCCGGCCUCCGCCCGUACCGUCACUGCACACACACUCCUACACCGUCAGCCAAGCCACCCUGGAGCGCAUCGGCGCUGUCCCUGUCAUGGUGCCAGCCCAGAGUCGGGCCGGGUCCCUGGUAUAGGACGCCGGCAGAGGGCAUGUGCAGAAAAAAAGCUAAGGAUGCCCUCAUUCCAGGGGGAGGGUGGGGUGGCAGAGCUGGGAAGGACAAUUUCCUGACAAUGAUUCUAGUAAAAAGCACAAAGGAGGAGGCCGUGCUGUGACCUGGCCACUAAGAUUUGUAAACUGAACUGGAAUGUUCCGGCAUGAAGACAUGUUCCCCCACCCGAGCGGUCUCAGGAUUCCAUUCAGAAAGCUGGAUCUCACAGAUGUGCCAAGCCAAGGAAGGAGGUGUAAGAGCAGAGUAGCACUGAAAACCCAUCUGCAGUCCAGACGGGCUUGUUUUUUUUAAUUCACGCCUAACGUAAUAACUUUUCAAGAGAAUAAAGUGCCACAUGGAGUUUAAAUAAUGAAAUUAUUUAAAAAGAUAGGUGUCUUUAGGAAACAUACUGAGCACCCCUGUGCAUCGUCUGGCCUCUCUCCAUCCCCUCCCGCUGUAUGGGCCAAAUGGCAUAAAUGGCGAGUAUUGGUCUUCACAGGGCUGGCUCUUGUAUCAUAGAAUCAAAACUUUUUAUACCAACAAAAGUCAGUAAGGAAUGGGUGAAAACUAGAAACUUCUUGGAGAAGCCCCGUCAUAUUUAUUUAUUUAUCUCUUCCUGGACCAUGAAUUUCAUAUUUGGAGUACUGCUAUAUUGACAGAUUAUUGCCUAUGUUUUUCUGGGGUCUGUUGUAGGUCAAUGACAAUUACUGUUCCUUAUUUCCUGGGAAAAUAUUUUUAAAAAGAAAACUGUUGUUUUUUUUAAGGAAAAUAAGUGAGAGGCAUUGGGUUAGGAAAGUAAAGACUACUGUUAACACCAUGUUCAUUGAGAAUACGUGGCUUGAACCCGGCAGGAGGCCCUUCAUAAAAGACCUAGGUCAUGCAGGCGCGUGGAGAGGAAUUCCUGGCAGCCUGUCGGCAGGGCCGUCCAGGUCUCCCUGCUGUCACGCCAGGCCGCUCUUAAUGAGGGCAGCACCCCAUGCCUUUGUACUGUGGGAGGUGAAUUUUCCUUGUUUGACAAGUCCAGAUUUCUAGGUUGUUAAAGGGAGGGCAGGAGUUGCUUUGUCUUGUUUUUUUUUUGUUUGUUUCCAUAAUGAUUAGAUUUGCAAAAGAGAUAAGACUGAGACAAAAGGAAUGUCUUCAGAUAGGCUCCUGGGAGGCUCUGCCCUGUACUUGUCACAGCCCAGGGUUGCAAUUUUGCCCAAAUGCGUUUUGCACCACUGUAAAGAGACCCUCUGUGAUCAGUUACCUAGCCUGGAGCCCACCAGGCGAUCCACAGACUCGCCACUGGGUGUGCUCUGUAGAUCUGUCCAUGCUUGUCCCGGUGACAGUCUCGCCUUAAUCACACUUUAAGCAACACACGAAUGGUUUCGUCCCAGAUUUGUUUCCUAAAUUUUUUAUGAUUCUGACCCUGUGAUGCGUUCAGGCCAUCUUUUCUUUCCCCCUUAUUGUCUUUCAUUCUGUCAUCCCACUAUGCUUUUUGCCCUUUUCCUGAAAGAACAGUCAUCACAGGAAGUGGCCUCCUGGUUUUAAGACUUAUUUGAAUAAUGGAAACCAACAGCUGCUGCAUACAUUAUUUUUCCAAGAGGGCUAAGUUCUGAACCUAACCACUGCAACCAUCCCAAUAUUGAUGAAAAGCUGAAUUUACUCUAGCAUUACUUAUAUUUUCCAUUUGAUGGUUCUUGACUUUGUAAAAAUUUAAAUAAAUGAAUGUCUAUACUUUUUAUAAAGAAAAGUGAAAAU
Molecule: messenger RNA, 3116 nt
Organism: Dama dama (fallow deer)
Lineage: Eukaryota; Metazoa; Chordata; Mammalia; Artiodactyla; Cervidae
Gene: IGSF11
Product: immunoglobulin superfamily member 11
Exons: 7
Coding region: 48-1361 (437 amino acids)
Biological process (GO): homophilic cell-cell adhesion
Cellular component (GO): cell-cell junction
Molecular function (GO): ionotropic glutamate receptor binding
Source: RefSeq, a predicted model, not a curated record